Ilyonectria robusta is the source of this 588-nucleotide messenger RNA. RefSeq lists its product as uncharacterized. Lineage: Eukaryota; Fungi; Ascomycota; Sordariomycetes; Hypocreales; Nectriaceae. Bases 1 to 588 code for a protein of 195 amino acids. The transcript is spliced from 3 exons. The record is from RefSeq and is a predicted model, not a curated record.
AUGACCUUCCGUCCCCACGAGCCUGACGAUCGGUACGACUCAGAUGCAUUCUUCACACCGCAGAGCGAUGACGACCUAUUUGACGUCGAUAAUGGCGAGCUUUCCGACUGCGAGAUCGAUCCGACCGACAUAGAAGACCUGUCCAUAGACGAUGUGGACCCCGACGCCGAUGCUGACAUUGAAGACCGCGACAGCGCUUACGACAGCCAAGACUAUAGCCCUGGCAGCACGCUACUCUUGGAUGCGACGGAGGAGCUAUGGCACGAGUACUGCAAGGUCCUCUCUCGCGAGCCGGUGGAAUGUUACAGAUGCCUCUCCAUCCCGCUGUUGUACAACUUCUUCGACUGGCGCCUCAACCAAAAAGUCGGCAAAGACGGCAGGAAGAUUCGAGGAACCAAGAAGAAAAGUUCUUUGGGCACCUACUGGAAAGUAUUCCGACUCGUCUUCGAGAGAGCCACGGGGGAUAAGGUCGACUCGAAAAUGGAUCGGAGCAUGCACAAGGUUCUCAAGGAUCUGGCGAAGAAGCACGGAUUAAGCGAUGAGAGGCGCGCCAACCGAUGCAUGACGAUCGAUGACCUCAAGGGGUAA